Molecule: messenger RNA, 936 nt
Organism: Telopea speciosissima
Lineage: Eukaryota; Viridiplantae; Streptophyta; Magnoliopsida; Proteales; Proteaceae
Product: (-)-germacrene D synthase-like
Exons: 4
Coding region: 1-936 (311 amino acids)
Molecular function (GO): terpene synthase activity; magnesium ion binding
Source: RefSeq, a predicted model, not a curated record
AUGCGUGCAGAUGGUGGAAAGAAUUGGAAUUUGCAACUAAGCUCCCUUAUGCGAGAGACUUAUGCGAGAGACCGACUCGUGGAAUGCUAUUUUUGCAUAGUGGGGGUUUAUUUUGAGCCAAAUUACUCUCUUGCUAGAAUGAUGUUAACCAAAGUUAUAGCCUUGACUUCAAUCUUAGAUGAUACCUACGAUGUGUAUGACACAUUGGAAGAACUCAACCUCUUCACAAAUGCAAUUGAAAGGUGGGAUACAAUAAGCGGCAUGGAUCAACUUCCUGAAUACGUGAAAGUGCUUUAUUUUGCACUCCUAGAUGUUUACAAUGAAAUUGAGCAAGAACUAAGAAAGGAAGAUGGGCAAUCUUAUCGACUUAAUUAUGCAAUAAAAGUAAUGAAGAAACAUGUCAGAGACUACUUCAUAGAAGCCAAAUGGUUUAAUGAAGGAUACAUUCCAACAUUCGAAGAGUAUAUGGGAAUUGCAUUGACCUCCAGUGGUUACCCUAUGCUUACAGUCACAUCCUUCGUCCUAAUUGGCGGCAUGGCAGAUAUUAUUGUGACAAAGGAGGCAUUAGACUGGGUAAUUGAUGAUCCUAAACUUGUGAGGGUUUCAGCCUUAAUAAGCCGGCUUAUGGAUGAUAUUGUGUCCCACAUGAUGGAGCAAGAGAGAGGACAUGUUUGUUCGAGUGUUGAGUGCUACAUGAAACAACAUGGUGUCACCGAACAAAAGGCAUGUGAUGAGUUUAAAAGAAGAAUAGAGAAUGCAUGGAAAGAUAUAAAUGAAGGGUGCAUCAAACCGACUAUUGUCCCAAUGUCAUUUCUGAUGCGGAUUCUCAAUCUUACGCGUAUGAUGGAUGUCAUAUAUAAGCAUGGAGAUGGAAUCACUAAUGCCUCACAAGUUCUGAAAGACUACGUCACUUUGUUGUUCAUUGAUCCAAUUUGA